This is a messenger RNA of Histoplasma capsulatum G186AR, 300 nucleotides long. RefSeq lists its product as uncharacterized. The coding region runs from base 1 to 300 and encodes 99 amino acids. The record is from RefSeq and is a predicted model, not a curated record. Lineage: Eukaryota; Fungi; Ascomycota; Eurotiomycetes; Onygenales; Ajellomycetaceae. The transcript has a single exon.
AUGACUGCCAUUGAUAGUAGCGAGGGGGAAAGGAAAACUCACCGUGCAUCAAGGAAACCUUGUUACCGAACAGCCAAAACAACCUCUUCUGCCAGCGUGCAAGCUGGAAUUGAGCAAGGCGUGCUCUUUUGCUUUGCCUGUCAGUUCCGUCUCGGCUGCUGUCGUCCGCCACUUUACGCGUGGUUGGGUCAGAGGCGCGAAAUAGUCGCGCAUUACGUCAGCGAGAAAGCUGUCCUACUUACAUUCAAGCUGUUGAACUCCCAGCAGGACGCCAGGCCAGACCACCACGCCUUUCUAUAG